AUUUGCCAUAAACAUCCUUUUAAUUUCGAAAGUGUUAUUAUUUUAUAGCCACCACAACAAUAUCAGUGUCGAGGGUUUUGCUUUGUUUUGUUAAUUUCCCUUGAAAGAUCAUGCAUUAUUGUACUUGAAUCAACUUAAUUAGCAAUCAGAACCAAAUUUUAUGAGAAUUAUUUUGACCCACCUCAUCUCGGCUAAGCUAGAAGCAUUGCCAAAGCAAUCAGCUUUGGGAACACCUCGACCACAGGCAAAGCCGAUAAAGGAAAGUACAUUAUUGUAUCAUCUACCCACAAAAACAAACAUGAGGAGAAAUUUAAUAGCCUCCAAUUAAUAUCUAAAAGCCCAAUCUUCAUCCCUCUAUUUUUCCUCUUCCUUCUUCUUAUGGAUUCAAGCAAACCGGAAGUGGUUACUGAAAUCCCAGGUGUUAUCAGAGUCUAUAAAGAUGGUCGUGUUGAAAGACUCAUUGAAACUGACUUUGUCCCACCAUCCACUGAUCCCCAAACCGGUGUUUCAUCCAAAGACAUAAUGAUAAUCCCUGAAUCCAACGUUUCUGCUCGUCUCUUCCUUCCGAAACUGACCAACCCUAACCAAAAGUUACCUCUCCUUGUCUAUUUCCAUGGUGGAGCCUAUUGCGUCUCAUCACCAUUUACUCCAAAGUACAGUAGCUACCUCAACGCUUUGGUUGCUGAAGCUAAAGUGAUUGCAGUUUCUGUGAACUAUAGAAAAGCUCCUGAGCACCCUAUCCCUACUGCUUAUGAGGAUUCUUGGGCUGCUCUUCAAUGGGUAGUUUCACACUGUAACAGCCAAGGACCUGAGGCUUGGCUAACUGACCAUGCCGACUUUGAAAGAUUGUUCUUAGGUGGAGAAAGUGCCGGUGCUAACAUUGCUCACAACUUGGCUACUUUUGCUGGAGACCCUAAGUUUGGGCAAAACGUACAGAUUCUUGGGAUAGCUUUGGUGCACCCACAUUUCUGGGGAUCGGAUCCAAUCGGUUCAGAGGCAUUGGACCCUGCUAGAAAGGCCAUUUUGGAUAGGUUAUGGCCAUUUGUUUGCCCAUCUAAUCCGGAUAACGAUGACCCAAGGGUUAACCCAGUAGCCACUGAUGGGCCAAGCUUGGUGGGGCUUGGGUGCAAGAGGGUUUUGGUGUGUGUGGCUGAGAAGGAUGUGCUAAGAGAUAGAGGGUGGCUUUAUUAUGAGGCUUUGGGCCGAAGUGGGUGGACCGGCGUAGUGGAAAUUAUGGAGACAGAAGGGGAGGAUCAUGGGUUUCAUUUGUCCGACUUGGAGUGUGAGAAAGCUAAGGAUUUGAUCAAUCGGGAUAUGCCUCUUUUCUUCUGAUCAUAUCAAUGUAAUCCUGUCCUCAAAUAAUUUGCUUUAGUUCCCAUGAUAGUGUUAAUUUACUUCUAUCAUCAAAUCAAGUUAUUCCCUAAAAGGUUUGU
This is a messenger RNA of Durio zibethinus, 1433 nucleotides long. The record is from RefSeq and is a predicted model, not a curated record. NCBI's taxonomy places the organism in Eukaryota, Viridiplantae, Streptophyta, Magnoliopsida, Malvales, Malvaceae.